CUCAUAAUGCAGCACAGUGAAACCGAGCCGUAAACGAAACGGUCUGCUACAGAUAUUCAUCUAAAGGCGAGCAAUGGCGACAGAAGCGAUGGAGUUGAAUGGAGAUGCCAACCGAGGGAAUGUAGGAGAGCCUUCUCGGCAGGGACGUAUCUCCAGGAACAACCCCAUUAACAUGAACCAUUACGCCAAUAAGAAGAGCGCAGCGGAAAGCAUGUUGGACAUAGCGUUACUGAUGGCUAAUGCAUCCCAGCUGAAAACCGUUCUGGAGCUGGGUCCCGGUUUUCUCUUUUACACUCCUAUCAUCACCCUGAUCAGCAUCUCUCUCAUCCUGCAGAUCAUUGUAGGAGUCCUGCUGAUCUUCAUAGUGAAAUGGAAUCUUAAUGACACCAGUAAACAUUACAUACUCAAUCUUCUGGAGAACAUUGUCACAGCUCUCGUCUUUAUUAUCGUAGUAGUGAACGUUUUCAUCACAGCGUUCGGUGUACAAAAACCAGAAGAAAAGAAAGUGUGAGGUUUUCUCCUACCAAUGGAGAUUCAAAUGGACAUUAACUGUUAGGAAUGUUAUGUGUACUGUUCAUGUAAAUUAUAUUCCUUAUGUUUUUAAAUACAUCACUCUGGUUUUUUCAGGUAAAAACAAUUUGUAAAUUAUUAUAGAUCAACUACUGAUGAGCCCAAAAAAUCAAAUUAUAUAUCAAUAUACGAUUAUGUAUUAUCAUAACACUUGCCUUAAAGACACACUAUGUGUGUUAUUCAUACAUGAAGCAGUAUAAUCUGUGUUCCCUUCUGCUUCUCAUCUUAAGGAAGCAUCUCACUUCCCCAAAAACCACUGUUUCAAGCAAUGUCUAACUUUCCGUUAUUUCCUCUAUAACAACUGUUUACAUAGAAAUGUUUCUGUCUAGAUGAAUUUUAAUGAACCGUAAGGGUGUUUUCACAUAUAGUUCACCUCCGGAUGUGGUCUGAGUAUGGUUCCCUUUUGGGUCCUUUUAGGGGGUCUGAGAUUACUUGGUUUGUUCACAUAUACACACUGAACUGGUGUGAAUACACCCUACACACUUAAAACUAAUGUGUUAUAACAUCUCUUGUUGUGUCUAGUUAAAGACAACAUAUUUAAUGUGUUGUCCUUAACUAGACACAUCUCUGUGUUAAUAUUGGAGCAUCACACUUUGUGUUGUUUUAACACAUCCCUUUUAUUUAUUUGAACACAAAAUCACACAUCAUGUGUUAAAUAGGAUUACACAAAACAAUGUAUAAAAAAUGAACACAUUCUUUCUUAGAUUGUAUGGCUUAAUGUGUUUAUACAGAAUCUGUGUUUAUAUACAAAGAUAUCCACAGAAUUGAAACACUUUAGUUAUUCAGUUUUACCUGAUUUUCCUGUAUGUGCGUUUGUGUUUUUAAAAAUAUGUUGUAGAAUAUAAUUAAGGUUUUAACUACCAAUAAUUCAUCCAACCAGUCCACAGACACUUUUUAUUUUACAAUGCAUGGAAUUGGACAAAUUCAUUAUUUUGGGGGGACUAUAUCAGCCCAAACAUACACAGUUUCAAAGCAUUUUGCAUUGGAUUUUCAAUACUGCCUAGCCUCAUAUUAAAUAUUUCUGAAAAUGUCACAUCUAUAAAUGUAUAGAUUUUUAUAUGUAUAUGUUUUUCAAUACAUUUCAACUUUUUGUUCACACUAACUCUAUUGCACAAUGUAUGUAAGUUUUAUUUAUCAUUUAUAUUAAAGGGAUAGUUAAAAAUUCAAUUCUGUCAUCAUUUACUCAUCCUCAUCUAAACCUGUAUGAAUUUCUUUUUUCUGAUGAACACAAAAUAUUAUAUUUUAUAAAAUGAUGGUAAGCACACAGUUGACGGUACCCAUUCAAUUCCAUCAUGUUUUUAUUCCUACUAUUGAAGUCAAUGGACACUAUUUGCUGUGUGUUUACCAUCAUUUCUCAAAAUAUCUUCUUUUGUGCUCAUGAGAAAAAGGACGAGAAAAUGAUGACAGAAUUUUAAUUUUAAAGGGAACUAUCCCAUUAAAAAGCCAUGGUUUAUAACACAUGAAGGAUUGAGCACAUGCAAUCAAGUCUUGAGAUAACAGCGCCCUCUUCUGUUGACGACGUUUCAAUACAGACUUUUAAGAAAUAUUGCCUUUAUAAAAUGUUUGAUUUUCUGACUUCAGGUUUUCUUUAUAUUUAGUGUUGAUAUUUGUUGUGAUUAUCUAUUUUUAAUAAGCUGUUUUAUUUCCUUUAGUAUCUGUAUAUUUUAUACUGAAAUUUGUAUAAAUGAUUAAAAUGAACCUUUGUCAACA
Molecule: messenger RNA, 2280 nt
Organism: Paramisgurnus dabryanus
Lineage: Eukaryota; Metazoa; Chordata; Actinopteri; Cypriniformes; Cobitidae
Gene: ninj1
Product: ninjurin 1
Biological process (GO): cell adhesion; tissue regeneration
Cellular component (GO): membrane
Source: RefSeq, a predicted model, not a curated record